Solea senegalensis (Senegalese sole) is the source of this 2535-nucleotide messenger RNA. Its product is annotated as cyclic nucleotide-gated channel cone photoreceptor subunit alpha-like. Gene Ontology annotation, biological process: monoatomic cation transmembrane transport. Gene Ontology annotation, cellular component: plasma membrane; intracellular cyclic nucleotide activated cation channel complex. Bases 264 to 2090 code for a protein of 608 amino acids. Gene Ontology annotation, molecular function: intracellularly cGMP-activated cation channel activity; cGMP binding; intracellularly cAMP-activated cation channel activity. The record is from RefSeq and is a predicted model, not a curated record. The transcript is spliced from 7 exons. Lineage: Eukaryota; Metazoa; Chordata; Actinopteri; Pleuronectiformes; Soleidae.
GACCAGAACAGAAGGAACGCCUCCACAGCAGAGGAUGAUUUUCUCCACAGGAAAGCAAAACGUGCUGGUUUUCUGCAGAGACUUGUUGUAGAGGACAGACAUCCAGCUUUGUUCAGUAGGAUCUGACUUGAGCAUGAAUCCUUAGCUCUGCUGCCAUUCUGCUGUGUGAUGGGAAAGAGGAGAAACAAGGGGAGGAAGGGAGCUGGAGGUGUAGGAGAGGGAUUCUCCUGACCGUCAAUCAUCUUUAUCGCUCGCAUCCAGGCAUGUCCCACAUGAUGCAUUCGAGGAAAAGCAGCGUUGGUCCUGCAGAGUCCAGCUCCUGCAGCCAGAGGACAGAGGGCAACAUGAGGAGCAAGAACAGUAACGGCUUGUUGGCUCAACAAAACAAGAACAACUGCAACAACAAUGAUGGAAAAAAAGAUGAAAAAAAGGAUGAGAAAAAAGACGAGAAGAAGGAUGUGAAGAAGGAUGACAAGAAGGAUGACAAGAAAGAUGACAAGAAGGAUGACAAGAAAAAGGAAGAGCCAAAGGAAGUGUGGAUCAUGGACCCUGCCACAGAUAUGUACUACUACUGGCUGGCCACAAUAUCCAUCCCAGUGUUCUACAACCUCAUGUUCCUGGUGGCCAGGGCUUGUUUUAAUGAACUGCAAUAUAAAAACUCCACACUAUGGACCGUUUUGGACUACAUUUCAGAUGCCCUGUACGCCGCUGACACUUUUGUGAGAGCCAGAACAGGUUUUCUAGAGCAAGGACUGCUGGUAAGGGACUCAAAGGUCCUGAAAGACAAAUACAUUAAAACACGUCAAUUCAAAUUUGACGUCUUAUCUCUUCUCCCCACUGAUCUUGCAUUCAUUAAACUUGGAGUCAACAACCCAGAAUGGAGGUUCAACCGCCUCUUUAGGUUUGGCCGACUCUUUGAGUUCUUCGAUCGCACUGAAACUCGGACCAAUUUCCCUAACAUAUUCCGAAUUGCUAACCUUGUUCUUUACAUCAUCAUCAUCAUCCACUGGAAUGCUUGCCUCUACUUCGCCUUCUCCAAGGUGCUCGGCUUUGGCUCGGACACCUGGGUGUAUCCAGACAUCAAGAACCGCGAGCACGCUCGUCUGGCCAGGCAGUACAUCUACUGCUUUUACUGGUCCACUCUUACCCUGACCACUAUUGGAGAGACGCCUCCCCCUGUUAGAGAUGUUGAAUACUUUUUUGUGGUCGUCGACUUCCUCACUGGUGUUCUGAUCUUUGCCACCAUUGUGGGAAAUGUUGGUGCUAUGAUUUCCAACAUGAACGCUGGACGUGUUGAGUUCCAGGCUAAGAUUGACUCCAUUAAACAGUACAUGCACUUUCGGAAGGUCACCAAGGACCUGGAGGCAAGGGUGGUGAAGUGGUUUGACUAUCUGUGGACCGAGGACAAAACCUGUGACGAGAAGCAGGUAUUGAAGAACCUGCCAGACAAACUAAAAGCUGAGAUAGCCAUCAAUGUCCACCUGGAGACGCUGAAAAAAGUGCGCAUCUUUCAAGACUGUGAAGCGGGUUUGCUUGUUGAGUUGGUCCUCAAGCUUCAGCCUCAAGUUUUCAGUCCUGGUGACUACAUCUGCAAGAAAGGAGAUAUUGGCAGGGAAAUGUACAUCAUCAAAGAAGGAAAACUGGCUGUUGUCGCAGACGAUGGGGUCACCCAGUUUGUGGUUCUCAGUGACGGGGCAUACUUUGGUGAAAUCAGUAUCCUGGGAAUCAAGGGCAGUAAGGCAGGAAACCGAAGAACAGCCAACAUCCGGAGUGUUGGCUAUUCUGAUUUGUUUGCCCUGUCCAAAGACGACCUGAUGGAGGCGCUCACCGAGUAUCCCGAUGCAAAAUAUGCACUAGAAGAAAAGGGAAGGGCCAUCCUGAUGAAAGAUAAUCUCAUAGAUGAGUCACUGGUCACUGCUGCUGAUGCCAAAGACUUGGAGGACAAAGUCAACCACGUUGAAUCCAGCAUGGAAAUCAUGUCAAGCAAAUUAAAAAAGCUCACAGAACAGUACGAAUCUUCUCAGCGUAAACUUAAGCAGCGUCUCGCGAAUCUAUCAAACCAGGUCCGAACCAUGAGAGUAGAUGAGUAACCCUUGGUUUGGUAUUAAUACUGCCCAGCUUUGCCUCUCCUUUCAUUUCUGAGGCCAUCCCGUGGUAGUGAAGGACUUUUUGUAAACACCAGAAGGCAGCUGACCUGCAGAUGAACUGUCUGUUUCCAGCCUUUAAUAAGGUUACAAUGAAAUAAAAGUUAAGCAUUCACACACAUAGAGUGAUGCAUUGGGUCUAGGAAAUCAAAAAAUAACAGCUUCUCUAUCUUGUUUACUUUAAAUAUUUUGUUAUGUUUUGUGGUGUACAGCAUUAUUUAUUUUAUUGAUUCAUAAAAAUAACCUUUUUCUUGAUUAAAAAAAGUUAGUACUUUCUUACAGACGGGAUGACUCUGCAGUUGGAAUUUUGUUUUUCGAGUCAUCCUUGCACAUGUGAAGCUAUUCGGGUGAUUCAUAGCUCAAAUAAAUUUAUAUCAAUAACAAUAACAUA